AUAUAUUAUUUACAUAUUGUAUCUUUUACAGGUAAUAAUGAGUCAGGAGAACAAUAAUCAGACAUACGAGGUCCAUAAAUCCGAAGAACUAGGCAGAUAUCUCGUCGCUGCUCGUGACCUCUCUCCCGGCGAUGUUGUUUUAUCAGAACUACCACUAAUCUUUGGACCAAAAGCCAUGCUUGACCCUGAAGCAUCUAUGCCAUGUGUGGGAUGCUAUAAGCCAGUAUUCACUGACGUUGGAGAAAGAUGUUCUAGAUGCGGAUGGCCUGUGUGUUCAGGAAACUGUCCAGGAUUGAAUGAUCCUCGCCACCACGGUGUUGAAUGUAUCAUUCUCAGUACCCGCCCUGAAUGCGUGCUUGAUAAUAUGGCUGAAUAUUACAGACAUGAUGCAUUAUUGCCAUUGCGAUGUCUUCUGCUCCAAUAUACGGAUCCCGAAAAAUGGAAAACGUUAUCUGAAAUGCAGUCGCAUAUGGAAUGUCGUUUGCCUGGUACGGAGAUUUAUGACGAAGCAAAUGAAUUCGUUGUGGAAUAUCUUAUAAAUAGUUUUAUUGAUAAACUAGAUGAUUCUACUAAGAAUAAAUAUCUGAAAGAUAUAUCAGCAGAUCUUAUACACGUUAUGUGUGGGAUAAUUGAUACAAAUGCAUUAGAGAUCCGAUUGCCCGAUGGAGCUGAACUUAACGCUUUAUAUCCUUUUACGUGCUUAAUGGAACACAGUUGUAUUCCAAAUACAAAACAUGUAUUCAAUCUUUGCACAAAAGACAAAAACGAUAGCUACCGAAUAACUGUUAAAGUAGUGGUUCCGAUACCAAAAGGAAGUCAUAUAGCUACGAUGUACAGUCAUGCGUUAUGGGGCACACAAGCAAGAAGACAACAUUUAAAAGACACGAAAUACUUUUCGUGCACAUGUCAAAGGUGUAGCGACCCUACCGAAUUGGGUACCUAUUUAAGCGCAAUGAAAUGUUUCGGAGACGACAAAGGACCCUGUGAUGGUGUACAUCUUCCGGAAGAUCCAUUAGAUGAAGAGACAGAAUGGGCUUGCAGUAAAUGUUCAAUUAAAGUGAAUAAUUCACAAAUAAAUAUGCUAAUAUCCCAAAUGGGCGAAGAAGUCGAAAAUGUUCAAAUGAUGGGUGGUUCAGUGAAUAUGUUAGAAAAUAUUCUAUGCCGUUUAUCAACAUUUUUACAUCCAAAUCAUUAUCACUUGUAUUCUAUAAAACAUUCACUAAUCCAACUGUAUGGCAGGCAACCUAGUUAUAUGUCGGAAGAAAUUUUAGAUAAAAAAAUAAAAAUGUGUAGAGAUUUGAUAAUUAUUACGAAAACUUUAGAUCCAGGUAAUGCUAGGCUCAGCUUAUAUAGUGCAGUACUAUAUCAUGAACUGCACUCAGCUUUAUUAUUAAAAUCUAAAAAGGCUAAAAGUGACGGUAGUAUAAAAUCUAUUGAGGAAACUAAGCCUUUGCUAGAUGAAGCAAAAGAAUCGUUAGAAGUAGCAUUAAAUUCUUUAAAAGAUGACAUUGAAGAAACAUCGGGUAAAAAGCUGUAUGAAGUUAUAGAAGAGAGCCAACGUGAUUUCAAUAAAUAUUGUAAAGAAAAGAAUAUUUCAUUUUAAAUAAAUGUAAUCAUUAAACUCAAAUAAAUUAAACAAUUUGAAAUCUUAACUCUAGUAUCACAGUUAUUACAUUAUUUGGAUAUGGAUAGCAAUAUUAUUUAUAGUAGUUUUUGGUAACUGUCAAAGCAUCAAUGAAUAGUGUUGUCGUUAAAAAAAUCUUUCAGCCUUUCUUGUAUACCAGCUUAGGCCAGAUCUUGUGUUAUCUUCAUUAACAGAUGAUAUUAUCCAUUCAGUAAACUUAGAUACUCUAGAAUAUAUUCCUGGCAUUUUAGCUCUGGCACAACCACUGCCUGUAGAUACCACACCAAUCACCAUUGAAUGGCCUUUCUCUUCUUUAACCAUCAAAGGACCACCACUGUCAGCCUGAAAUGACAAUACGUUAGAAUGCUACCAUAAAAAGUAUAUUAGUGUUAAACUAUGCAACUGUUUUAUUUAGGUUUGUGUUACAUUUGUGUUACGUAUACAACAUAUAUUUGUUUUUAAAAUUUUUGUUUGUUAAGUCAUACUUUAGGUAUUUUUACUAUGUUAGAAUAAAGAAGAAUUAGUUUUA
Melitaea cinxia (Glanville fritillary) is the source of this 2153-nucleotide messenger RNA. RefSeq names its product SET domain-containing protein SmydA-8 (gene SmydA-5). The coding region runs from base 38 to 1603 and encodes 521 amino acids. Lineage: Eukaryota; Metazoa; Arthropoda; Insecta; Lepidoptera; Nymphalidae. The record is from RefSeq and is a predicted model, not a curated record. Gene Ontology annotation, molecular function: protein binding. The transcript is spliced from 5 exons.